GCAAGAGGUCCCGCCGUGCCUGGCGAACGUGGGGACCUGAAAUCUAUGCCUUCAGAAUCUUCUCUGCAUUGCCAACAGCAACAAAAAAAUGAAUGGAUCUUUGGGGUUGGUAUCAUUUGAGGAUGUGUCUGUGGACUUCAGCUGGGAGGAGUGGAAGGACCUGGAUUAUGCUCAGAGGACCCUGUAUAAGGAUGUAAUGCUGGAGAUCUAUAGCAACCUGGUGUCCUUGGGGCACUGUGUUCCCAAACCUGAAGUGAUUGUGAAGCUGGAGCAAGGGUCAGAGCCAUGGCUGGGAGAAGCCCCAGACAGGAGUAUCACAGAUGGCCAGCAAGUAGAUGGUUUGAUUAAAAUGUGCCAGGAAAGUCCAGACAUACAGCGGUUGCAAGUUGUAAUCACCAAUAGCAACACAGUGGAGGAAAGAGUUAAGUUUUUAAGUGUAAAAAACGGAGCAGAUCUUACUACAAACUAUACCUCACUGUACAGCAGGAAACUCACAGAGGAGAGAUACUCUAUGAAUACAAUGAAUGUACUUAUCAGAAGUGAGAUCUCAGGAGGCUUCAGAGAACUCACACAGGAGCCAAAUCACAUGAAUGUAACACACUUGGAAAGUCUUUCAAGAAGACCCCAUCCCUCAGUGUGUAUCAGAGAAGACACACAGGAAAGAAAUCUAAUGAAUGUAAACCAUGUGGAAAGUCUUUCAAAUGGAAAUCACAGCUCAGUGUACAUCAGAGAACAUACAGUGGAGAAACCAUAUGAAUGUAACACAUGUGGAAAGUCUUUCAGCCAGAUGUCAUAUCUCUGCAGGCAUCGGAAAACACACACAGGAGAGAAACCAUAUGAAUGUAACACAUGUGGAAAGUCUUUCAGACUGAUUUCAUAUCUCCACAAACAUCAGAAAACGCACACAGGAGAGAAACCAUAUGAGUGUAACACAUGUGGACACUCUUUUGUCUUCAAGUCAAACCUCCAUAUGCAUCAAACAACACACACAGGAGAAAAACCAUAUGAAUGUAACACAUGUGGAAAGUCUUUCAGACUGAUGUCAUAUCUCCAUAAACAUCAGAAAACACACACAGGAGAGAAGCCAUAUGAAUGUGACACAUGUGGACAGUCUUUUGUCUUCAAGUCAAACUUCCAUAUGCAUCAGAUAACACACACAGGAGAGAAACCAUAUGAAUGUAACACAUGUGGAAAGUCUUUCAGAGAGAUGUCACAUCUUCGUAUGCAUCAAAGAACACAUACAGGAGAGAAACCAUAUGAAUGUAGCACAUGUGGAAAGUCUUUCCUCUCCAAGUCAAACUUCAAUGUUCAUCAGAGAAUACACACAGGAGAAAAACCUUAUGAAUGUAACACAUGUGGAAAGUCUUUCAGAUGGAUGUCCCAUCUUCCUCUGCAUCAGAGAACACACACAGGAGAGAAACCAUAUGAAUGUAACACAUGUGGAAAGUCUUUCAGAUGCACGUCACAUCUUCGUAUGCAUCAGAGAACACACACAGGAGAGAAAUCCUAUGAAUGUAACAAAUGUGGAAAGUCUUUCUACUACAAGUCCAGCCUUAGUGUGCAUCAGAGAACACACACAGGAGAGAAACCUUAUGAAUGUAACACGUGUGGAAAGUGUUUCCGACAGAUGUCACAUCUCUGCAGGCAUCAGAGAACACACACAUGAGAGAAACCUUAUGAAUGUAACACAUGGAAGGUCUUUCAGCAGGAUGUCAUGUCUCUACAAGUACCAGAGCACACACACAGAGAAAUCUUAUGAAUGGAAAGUGUUUCAGCCAGAAAUCAAACCUUGGCAGGCAUCAGAAAAUUCACACAUAAGCAAAACUUUAUGAAUGUAAAAAAAAUAUAGUAAGUCUCAAGAACAAUUCAGCCUUCACUAAGCAUCAGAGAUGCCAUAUGAAUGUAAGACAUGUGGAAAGUCUUUCAGGCAAAUAGAAAAUCUCUGUAUGCAUUAGAGCACAUGCAGGAGAGAAAUCUUAGGAAUAUAACAAAUAUGGAAGUCUUUCUACUACAAGUGAAGCCUCAACCUUCAUCAGAGAACACAGACAGGAACCUUAUGAAUGUAACAAUUGUGGAAGGUCUUUCAAGCAGAAGUUCAACAUCAGAAUUCACACAAGAGAGAAACCUUAUGAAAGAAAUGUGGAAAGAAUUCACCUACAAGUCAGAUGUUAGCAGACAUCAGAGUUUACACAGGAGAGAGCUCUACACUAAAUUGGACAGAUGGAAAUGAAGCUUCUAAGAGCUUUGAAUUUUUGUAUGAGACACCUUCAACCCCUACACCUCUUUUAAGAGUAUCAAAAAUUGGAAAGGUUGACGUUGAGCCAGCAUACUUUGGCCAAAUACUUAAUGGAACCAACUAUGUUGGACUAUGAAAUGGUGCACUUUCUGCCUUCUCAAAUUGCAAUAGAAG
Messenger RNA from Dipodomys spectabilis (banner-tailed kangaroo rat), 2410 nucleotides. RefSeq names its product zinc finger protein 567-like. Gene Ontology annotation, biological process: negative regulation of transcription by RNA polymerase II. The transcript has 5 exons. Bases 89 to 1666 code for a protein of 525 amino acids. Gene Ontology annotation, molecular function: DNA-binding transcription repressor activity, RNA polymerase II-specific. Lineage: Eukaryota; Metazoa; Chordata; Mammalia; Rodentia; Heteromyidae. The record is from RefSeq and is a predicted model, not a curated record.